Cricetulus griseus (Chinese hamster) is the source of this 3934-nucleotide messenger RNA. Lineage: Eukaryota; Metazoa; Chordata; Mammalia; Rodentia; Cricetidae. The record is from RefSeq and is a predicted model, not a curated record.
CUGUAGUUUGUGGAAGGAAGUCGUGUGUCUGACGUCCCUGGCGUGGAACUGUGCUUGGUGAGGAUGAACGGGAAGCGGCCCGCAGAUCCGGGCCCCGCGCGGCCAGUGAAGAAGGGAAAAAAGCAGGUAGCGGCGGAGUUUUCGGACGCUGUCACGGAAGAAACAGUGAGGAAGCAGGUGGCUGAGGCCUGGAGCUGCCGGACGCCAUUCAGCCAUGAAGCUAUUGUCUUGGACAUGGAUCCUUUUCUUCAUUGUGUAAUCCCAAACUUCAUCCAAAGCCAAGACUUCCUGGAAGGACUUCAGAAGGAACUUUUGAGUCUGGACUUCCAUGAAAAGUACAAUGAUUUAUAUAAGUUCCAGCAGUCUGAUGAUUUGAAGAAGAGAAAAGAGCCUCAUAUCUCAGCUUUAAGGAAACUUAUGUUUGAAGAUUUUCGGGACUGGCUUUCUAAGGUUUCCAGCAUUGACCUAGAACCAACCAUUGACAUGUCCUGUGCUAAAUAUGAAUUCACUGAUGCUCUGCUCUGCCAUGACGAUGAGCUGGAGGGUCGCCGGAUCGCUUUCAUUCUGUACCUGGUUCCAUCCUGGGACAGGAACUUGGGGGGCACCCUGGAUCUUUACGACACUGAUGAACACUUUCAGCCAAAGCAGAUUGUCAAGUCUCUUCUCCCUUCAUGGAACAAACUGGUUUUCUUUGAAGUAUCUCCAGUAUCCUUUCACCAGGUGUCUGAAGUCCUGAGUGAAGAAACAUCACGUUUAUCUAUAAGUGGCUGGUUUCAUGGUCCUUCGUUAACCAGGCCUCCCACCUACUUUGAACCCCCGAUCCCUCGAAACCCUCAUAUCCCACAAGAUCAUGAAAUUCUUUAUGAGUGGAUCAACCCUGCUUAUCUGGAAAUGGAUUAUCAAAUGCAAAUUCAAGAAGAAUUUGAGGAAAGGUCUGAAAUUCUCCUGAAGGAGUUUCUUAAGCCUGAGAAAUUUGCAAAGGUCUGUGAUGCCUUGGAGAAAGGAGAUGUGGAAUGGAGUAGCUGUGGUCCUCCAAAUAGAAGGUUUUAUGAGAGAGCAGAAGAAAGCAACCUCCCUGAUGUACUGAAGGAGUGCAUGGGCUUGUUUCGCUCUGAGGCUCUGUUCUUGUUGCUCUCCAACUUCACUGGCCUGAAGCUCCACUUCUUGGCCCCAUCAGAAGAUGAGCUUGAGGACAAAGGAGACGGGGAAGCCGCCUGUGCUGCUGAUGGCACUGAAGAAGGGACCAGCCAGAGCCCCUCAGAGCCCGAGAAUAAACAGGCAGCUGUUGGCAGCCACAGUCAAGAGAGUGGUGAACAGGCAGAUCCGGAACCACAGGAAGAUGAAGCAAAGAAAGAAUCAGGCAUUCCCACUUGCCAGGGGGAGCUGAGGCAUUGGAAGACUGGUCAUUACACUUUAGUCCACGACAACAGCAAGACUGAAUUUGCUUUGGACCUGUUUCUGUACUGUGGCUGUGAAGGCUGGGAGCCAGAAUAUGGCGGCUUUACUUCCUACAUUGCCAAAGGUGAAGAUGAAGAGCUGCUCAUAGUGAAUCCAGAAAACAAUUCCUUGGCAUUGGUCUAUAGAGAUAGAGAAACAAUGAAAUUUGUGAAGCACAUUAACCACCGAAGCCUGGAGCAAAAGAAAACCUUCCCAAACAGAAGUGGUUUCUGGGACUUUGCAUUUGUCUAUUAUGAGUAACAGGACUGGGCAAAGCCAACUAGCAUCACUUCAUCAUGCUGGGAAACCUGGAGUCUUCGUGGAGUGAAGGAAGCAUGCAGAGGCUAAGGCUGUCCUUACUGGCUAUGGUAGUGCACACCUGUAGUGCCAGCCUUGGGAGGCAGAGGAAGGAGGACCUCCAGUUCCAAGGUCAGUGUGGUCUUUACAGUGAGACCCUGUCCCAUAACAAAACAAAUCUGGGUCAUCCUUUUAUGGAACUCAGGAUUGUCCUCAACCUAGACAUUGGCCUCCCGCUAUGUCCAUAUCCCUUGUUUUUUUUAAACCCCCCUCCCACUCCAUUGAAUUCUUUUCUAUAGUGACUGCCUCAGCAACUUCCUUCUAACUUUAGUGUUUUUUGUUUUUUUGUUUUUGUGGUAAAAUAUAUAAUAACAUAAAAUUUAGCAGGGUAACUUUUUUAUCUUUUGGUUUGAGGUUGUUUUGGUUUUGAUAGGAUUUUACCAUGUAGCCCAGGCUAGCUCUGAACCACUGAUUCUUCCACCUCAAUCUCCAAGUGCUGGAAUUAUAGAGCCACCAUGCCCACCAGUUCUUGCAUGUAUAGGCCAGUGGAAUUGAGCACACUGACAAUGCUCCAAUGCAUCCAUCACUGCCAUUCUUAUCCACUGUUUUCUAUAUUGCCAUAGUGAAAUUCCAUGCCCUUUGGACAGUCUCACUUUUUCCUGCCCCUGCUUUGCCCCAUGGAGCUGUGACAUAGCUCUUCCCACUGGUGGGUAUACACAGUGGCUGAAAGAUGUUCCCAACACACACACACACACACACACCCGUGUCCUUUGCUGCUUUAUCAAUUUCUGACUAUCCUUGCAGGUUUCAGUGGGGACUUUACUUAUUAGUAGGAAAAGCAGUGGACCUGGAUGUGGAGACUCAGACCCAGACCUUGCUACACCUCCAGUCAUUCUUACUUUCUUUUUCUUUGUUUUGUUUUUUUGUUUGUUUGUUUGUUUUCUGAGACAGGUACUCACUCUGCAGGCCAGGCUGACCUUAAACUCAAGGCUCCUAUGUAGUAGGAUUACAGCAGUAUAUUACUAUAUCCAGCUCCCUUAGUUUUUUGUGUAUUCUCAUGAAUGGGGGAGAAAGAAUGAGUUUAGCUAACAUUUUGUCUGUGGAUUGACUCCAGGAAAACCCAGGGGAAAAUGCUAGAUAAUGAAAGCAUCGUGUGAGCCAAAGCAUACAUCUCUUAGCAUUAUCCAACACCAGCCAGCCUUUCCAGUUCUGGAGACCUAUGUCUGAAUCUUUUUUUUUUGAAAGAUUUUAUUUAUUAUGUAUACAACAUUCUGCUUCCAUGUAUGUCUGCACACUAGAAGAGGGCACCAGAUCUCAUCGCAGAUGGUUGUGAGCAACCAUGGGGUUGCUGGGAAUUGAACUCAGGACCUCUGGAAGAGCAGUCAGUGCUCUUAACCUGUGAGCCAUCUCUCCAGCCCCUAUGUCUGAAUCUUAAUCUGUCUCCUUUAUCUCCAUAUGCUUAUGGUCUGUCACCACAGCAGGACCUUUACAAGACUGAGUUGAAAUGCCUGAAUGGAAAGAACCCUGAAGGGUCCUUGUGUCUUUGCAGAGCCUCCAGGCCUGCAAGAGCAAUAGGACCUGCGGGUUGCCUCUUGCUCUGAUGACACAGUUGCUUUUCUUCAUUUGUCAUGUGCCACAUCAUUGAUGUUUCAGUGAGAUGAAUGGCGUAUGACAGUGGGCCCGCAAGAGCUGAAAGAUUCCUAUACUCCCAAUCGCUCGUGAUCAUGGUGAUGACACCUUUGCUGCCACUCCAUGAGAGUACAGCACAUGCAGCUGUGCAAAGAACUGUUAAUAGCAGGUCACCAUUUUUGUGUGCUUGUCACACACUGCCUGCACAGAGUGCACUGGUGCUAAGGCAUUAACUCCCAUGUGGCUUCAGGCAGGUUCUUCACAAGGUAUUCCAUGGUUUGGGGGGCUGGCAUUUCUGUGCAUAUUACUGCCGCUGAAGACCACAGUAGAACAGAAGAGAAGAACAGCAGAACAGGGGGAAGGCAGUGAUGAUGAUGACAAUCCUAAGUGUGUGGGCCUGAGCCAGUGUGUGUGUCUUAGUUUUUAACAGAAAUUUCAGAAAGUUUUUUUUAAAAAGAUUUGAAAAUAACUUGAAGGAAAUAUUUUUGUACAGUUAUACAAUGUAAAGUGUUAUAAGUCAAAAUUGUAAAAAUUAUAGUUUAAAAUAAAGGAGUUCUAUCACAUAAGCUAA